UUUUGUUCUGCGGCGGCUGGGUAUUUAGAGCCAGCGGCGGGCGCAGCGGAGGACCGUCCGCGCAGGACUAUCGUCGUGUCGACACCACCGCCCAGGCCGCUGACGCCGCCCCGCCAUCUUGCCUCGUUCCCGGGCGGCGCAGCGAAAGCGCGGAAGAGAAGCCGAGCAGUGUCAGCAGCAACCCCCCUCCUUUCCCCCCCCUCAGGUUCCCCGACCGCGGCGGCGUCGCAGCAGCAGCAGCAGCAACCACCACCACCACCACCGUCGUCGUCGUCGUCGUCCUCUUCCUCGCCCCUCACCCGGUUCCACCAUGGUCAAUGCUCCGGCCGGCCCCGAGUACUCCCCCUUCUUCGCCGUCAUGGGCGCCUCGGCCGCCAUGAUCUUCAGCGCCUUGGGCGCCGCCUACGGCACAGCGAAGAGCGGCACAGGCAUAGCUGCCAUGUCAGUCAUGAGGCCAGAGCUGAUCAUGAAGUCCAUCAUUCCUGUGGUCAUGGCGGGUAUCAUAGCGAUCUAUGGCUUGGUAGUGGCUGUCCUGAUUUCCAGCUCUGUCGCGUAUAACAUGUCGCUAUUCAAGAGCUUCCUCCAGUUGGGCGCUGGAUUGAGUGUAGGCCUCAGUGGUUUGGCUGCCGGCUUUGCCAUUGGCAUCGUGGGUGACGCAGGUGUCCGGGGGACGGCGCAGCAGCCGAGGUUAUUUGUGGGCAUGAUCCUGAUCUUGAUCUUUGCCGAAGUCUUGGGGCUGUAUGGCCUCAUCGUUGGCCUCAUCCUUUCCACAAAAGGGUAACCGCUGCAGAGUGUGAUGGAAAACAAAACAAACUUAAAAAGUUCCAGAAUUUGAAAAAAAAAAAACAGUCUCUCCACAAUGUGUACAGUUGUCAUCAGUUUUGGUAGUUGAUCUCUUGUAAAUUUGCGCAAUGUAUGUGACUUGUCUGUCCUCUGUGUACUUCGAUAUGAAAAGCAACGAGGGCCUGCCACAAGCCUUUUCACACAAGGCUUGCGGGGAAGCCCCUUUGCUGUUUUUCCAUCCAUUUUUGCCAUUUAGAGUCCUUUAUGUAUAAAUAUAAACUAGAAAACGCUAAUUUUCCCCCUCUCUCUCUUCAUUGGAUGUUUUAUUUAUAAGACUUGACAUGUUCAUACAUAAUGGAACAAGAGUUUUCAAUUUUCCAUGCUCUCUCUCUCUCUACACACACACACACACACACACACAAUUAUAUAUAUAUAUAUUAAUCUCAUGCAUAGAUUACUACACUGUGGGGUUAACUGUUAAGUGCAGAGAAAUCCUUGGAUGUAAUUUGAUUCUCAAUGAUUGCUGUCGUGUCCUGGUAUCGGAGUGUGAGACUGUUUGUGUUUAUACAGAUAACAGCAAAAAUGUCUGAGACACUCCUGUGUUCCCAAAUAGUAAAAACUGUACGCUCUGGCAUCCAAAAGUUGUGCAGCCAAUGUUGGAUUUUGCAGUAAUACGUUUCCAGGUAAUAAAAAACAAUUCCUCCACUGUA
Messenger RNA from Pseudonaja textilis, 1493 nucleotides. RefSeq names its product ATPase H+ transporting V0 subunit c (gene ATP6V0C). Gene Ontology annotation, molecular function: proton-transporting ATPase activity, rotational mechanism. Lineage: Eukaryota; Metazoa; Chordata; Lepidosauria; Squamata; Elapidae. Gene Ontology annotation, biological process: proton transmembrane transport. Gene Ontology annotation, cellular component: proton-transporting V-type ATPase, V0 domain. The record is from RefSeq and is a predicted model, not a curated record.